AUGGCUCCCGACUUGGGCGCUGUUUCCAACUCUACUAUGGCACGACCUCGUGCAGCAACAUCUGCACCCGCUAUGGCAUCGCAGUCUCCGACACCCCGACAACCAAUAAAUGGUCCUCAUAUUUCUACAGCACUUCCGCCCCCAGGAAGUCCACCACUGGGAACGGGAGAUUACGGCAUCACAAGUACCGCUCAGGGGCCAUUGCGUCAUCCUCAGCCGCUGACGCCUUCGGAUCUCCAUCUAGUGCUUGAGAAAGAGCAAGAAGCAAUGGUGAAUCGAUUGACUCGAGAGCUAUCUAUUCUUCGCCAGCAGACGGCAUCCGUGGCAUCGACAGCAUCCUCCACCUCGACAUUUAACGAGGUAGAUCGCGCACAGGCAUCACCUACCCUCAGCAGUUCACUCCAAUCUCAUUCUGCGCGACGGAACCGGUCCAAUUCGAGCCUCAGUUCACAUGCUUCAGCAAACCAGGCCCCACAGUCUGCAAGUGUCACUGGAAUUGCACCCUCGCGAGACAUCCCGUAUCGAACGGUUCGCAGCCGUGAGCCAUCCCUCACAUCGCGCCGACCCUCUAUCGGAUCACUAUCCUCGUUCUCCAACAAUAAUAGCAGCGUCUACCCCCACCGGAACUCGGUGUCCCAGACCCAUCUAGGCCAUUCACCUGGAGGCUCGCUGUCGCGGUUUGAGGAGGCCACACAUCAUAGGUUGGAGGUGGAAUACAUGAAGCGGGAGAAUGAACACCUGAGGAGGCGUGUGCGGGAUCUGGAGCAGACUUUAAAGAGACAAAAGGAGGAUUCAACAAGUGAGGCUUCUGCUACACCAUCUGAAAGAAUCAUUGAUGCCUGA
Messenger RNA from Penicillium verrucosum, 843 nucleotides. RefSeq lists its product as uncharacterized. The record is from RefSeq and is a predicted model, not a curated record. The transcript has 3 exons. The coding region runs from base 1 to 843 and encodes 280 amino acids. Lineage: Eukaryota; Fungi; Ascomycota; Eurotiomycetes; Eurotiales; Aspergillaceae.